GUUAAAAUGUAGGGUGAACUUAGCGGGAAUUUUAUAUAAAUAUGUUUUAAUGAUGUUUUAUAAAGAUUGACCAGCCAUGGCAAGCUUGCGAUCACGAGACAGUAACUUGGACAGUAACACAAAGAUUUUCCUCUUAUCAGGACUGGGUGAUAAUGUUAGGAGAGAUCUUGCUAGGAAAAUACAUUUACUGGGCGGAAAAUACUUUGACUUACAGGAUUUCAAGGCAAUUUGUACACAUGUUGUGUGUGGCAGACUUUCUCGUAGUGAGAAAUUUCUCGGAGCAUGUGCGACAGGAAAAUGGGUGUUACACCCAGACUAUGUACAGGACUCGUACAUUGCCGGCACUUGGCUGGACGAGGAGCAGUAUGAAUGGUGUGACAGCCAUAUAACAAACAAAUAUCAGGUUGACAUGGCACUAGCCUUUGCAGCCAGACGUUGGAGAUUCAUGCUAGGCGGGGUAUCUGCUGCAUUUACCGGUUGGAAAGUGGCUGUCAUAGCAGGCGCUAAAAGGUCAAAGGUCAUCAAAGGUUUGUUAGUGUCUGGUGGGGCUGAUGUGCUACAGUUGAGAAUUCCUGUGAGGAACCCUGCUAAAGUUGCUGACACUCUAGGCUAUAUAUUUGUUAGCGAACAUAAUGCAAAGUCUUUUAUCCAUCUUAUCGACUAUGGAGUUUUGUGUAUCAAACCAGAGUUUAUAGGAGAUUUUCUGAUAAAAGAUCCCCAGCCAGACCCUAUGGACUACCUGGUACAAGUUAACAGUAUAGAGGAACCACUAAGUCAAGAGUCUUUCCUGAUGUCAUCACAGAAUCUAGGUACUUUAAGUGACCAAGACUCACCUAUACCCCAGUCACCUUCUUCCUCUAACAGCAUGAACACUCCAUGCAAAGAAAGGGCAAUAACACCUAGUUCAUCUACAGAAAAGUUUCAGUCACACACAGCAAUGUCUAAAAGGUCAAAGUCAACAAGUAGACCAGUAUCAAAACUAGUAGAUGACAUAACAGAUUUGAUAGUGAUAGAGGAACAGUCAAGUUCAUUAAAUAAAACAAAACAUGUAGGUGAUCAAAGUGUUGGUGAUCAUGAUAAUGUGGAAGUAAUUGAUCUGACUGACAGUUCCGAAGACUCUGAUGUAAACAUUAAAGCAGGCAUUACUGAGAAAGAUAGCACAAAAAAUUCAGUACUAGAUGAUGACCUCGAAGUGAGGAAAUCAAAAAGAAAUGUUGUGAAAAAAUCUCCAGCUUGGAAAAGUUUAAUGCCUAGAAGAAGGACAAUGUCAAAGCCAGAUGAAAUUAAGGAAGAGCCUGUUGAAAAUGAUAAAUCGAAAGACAAUGUGCUCAAUAAAUCAAAAGACAACAUGGUCAAAACUUCUACUAGUGCAGCAAGUAGUUCAACAGUAAAACGAAACUUGCUGGACAGCAUGGCAGAACAGCCUGUUAGAACUAGUACACCUGCUAAAACACUUACUAAAAGUAAGACACUGUCUAAAACACCAAGUAUAACACAGUUCUUCAAACAGGUUACUACACAGGAUUCUCCUGUAGCAUGUAAAAGCUUGAAGUUAGAAACAUCUGACGUUCUAAGUCAACCAACAUGUGAUAAAAUUUCUAGUAUUAGUUGUGAUAAAAUUGUAGAAAGGAAAGAGGGAUCUGAUAGUAAAAAUGUUGAAUGUUCAAGUGAUGUGGUAGAACCUGUAAACCAUUCUGUUAGCAUAGGAUCAAAACAGGUUACCCAGUCUGGAAACAGAGUGACAGAUAUGCAAGUUAAAGGGAAAGAACUGAAAGAAAAUACAAAGAAAGUAGAGUUUAGUAAGAACAAGGAAUGCAAGAACAAGGUUGUUAAAUCAAGCCGAGAACAUAAUGUAACCAGAGAGAACCAGUCUGCAAGAAAACAAAAACCAGAUGGUAAAGGUGAUAGGAAACGGAAAUCUACAGAUUUGGAAACAGAAGGCACUACGAUUGAUGGUCCAUCAGAAAAGAAAAGAAUAACAAGGUCAUCACCAGCAAAGAAUAAAGACAUUUCAUUGGUUGGGAGUCCAGACUCAUCGCCUAGUAUUCAUGGUUUAACUACAAUUCUGUUAUCUCCAUCAAAGAAGAAAUCAGUGGUGACUGGGCAACAAACAACAUCUGAAAAUCCCAUAGCAACUUCAGGCAUUCAGAGAACAUCAUCAGAUCACAGUGAAAACAAAGAUAGGAAGUUAGAAAAUGGGAGGAAGAGAAAAUCUGAAGAUGCAGAGCUAGAGUAUGUGCUGACUCACAUCAAGAGAAAAAAGAUGGGCUUCACUGACUGGUGUCCCCCUUCUUUGAUAGUGAAUUUAAGAGAAACUGAGGAUGUACCCGACUUGGUGAUGAUGCCGACUACAACCACAGAAAUAUUCAUGGCCACAUUAGAGGAUGGUUUUACAUUUGAAGCACUAGAAUAUUUAGAGUCACAGGUCACGUUCAAGUAUUAUCCCCAGUCAGAUAGCAUCAGUCAGAUAAUGAGAAAUGUUCUCCUGAAAACAGAGGACGAGACUCUUUGUAACCGGUCAUACAAUAUUCUGUUACACAUGUUGAUGGUAAAUCCUCCAGUUACAGUAUCAUUACAACAGGUAUAUUUACGUGCUCUGGCAGGAUGUAAGAUAGAGGAAGAUUGUCAGAUAGGGGCGGAGUGGAACUUUAUCCACCAAUGUAUAAGUGAAAUAUUAACAAGUGAUGAUGCUGUAAUCAAAAGGAACAACAGAUUAUUGUUCAAGUUUAUUAUACAGUUAUUACAGUACAAUCUUCAACAUAUCCAAAGUACAGACAGUUCACAAGAAGAUCACAAUAGGAAGCAUAUGUUACUACGUAUAAUCUGGACACCAUCGUACCAUAUUGUGUUCAAUAAACGAUGUCGUGCUCUGGUUGAUGUUAUGUCAGAUGUGAUAAUGUCAUACCAAUCUAUACAUUGUCAAACAGAGAAAAAAUGCCUGUUAGAGAUGUUAGAUGAUGUAUUAUGGAUGAUUGCCAUGGUAACCGAUUGCUGUAGAGUCCAUGAAUGUGGAAAUCUAGAUCCCAUACAAGCAUCGCAUGCAGAUAAAACAUCUGUCUUUGUUCAUGAAAUUUCCAGCAAACUGAAAGUUGCGAAUGUCAGUGACCGUUUUCUACUGGACGCAAUAAUGCAAGGUUUGCAGUUACCAUGGUUACGGGUAGGGGUGUGUCAACAACUUCUCAACAUGUAUGAUGACUAUCUCCUAAUGGAGGAGAACUGUAAUGAUACCAAAUCUCUGACAUUUCAACAUAUUGUGACACAUUAUUUUUACCUAUUGCCGGAGUUUGAUAUGCCUAGAACCCCAGGAUGUCGGUCACCUGCAGUGCAAAGAACAAAAGAAAUGAAUGUAAAUCAAUCUCCAGUUACUGUAAGACAUUGUUUGCGUGAGAAUACAGAUAUGAACAAGAGGAAUGUUGGUAGGACUACACUGAAGGCAAUGAAGAAAAAUCAUAAAGGAGAAACUCCGCUUCAUGUUGCUUGUAUCAAAAAUGAUGCUGCCACUGUAAAAAACCUUCUUAAAAUUCCUGGUAUAAAUGUAAAUGCAACUGACAAUGUUGGAUGGACACCCCUACAUGAGGCCAGUAACCAUGGCCACACAGAAUGUGUGCUGGAGCUUCUGAAGUUUAUACCAUCAAAGACAAUGGAUGUUUUCUUUACAAAAGGUAGCACAGAAUGUAGAAGGGUAGAUUUGUUAGCAGUAAAUGGUGAAGGAAUAACUCCACUUCACGAUGCUGUAUUGAACAAUCAACCUGAGGUCUGCCGUAUCUUGUUACAACACGGAGGCUCCAAGCUUCUAGAGGCUCGAACCUGCCUUGGCUACACACCAAUUGAUCUCGCUGAAACAGAUGAGAUGAUCAGUCUCUUGUCUUCCUUUUCUACAGUACGAAGAAAACAUAGUGAUAAUCUCUCAAUGUUAGGAUCUCAAGAAUCCAAUAGUUCUGUAGAGGACAAUACAUCAAUAGUACCAAGUGAUAUUCUAUAUCAGGAAGUAAUGUAUAAAGAUGGAGAACGUUUAUAUUAUGCCAACGUUAAGUCCACCACCUUUUACAUACACCUGGUAACAUUAUUCAUUCAAAAUUACAUCUCCCUAAGAAACUUACACAUGAUAUGUCAGUGCUUGAAAGAUAAGAAGUUAUUGCAGGAUAUUAGUGAACAAAACGAUCAUUGUGAUACAAGCAGCCAGAAAGAGAAUCAUGACAGUGUUAGUGUAGAUGAUAGCCCAAAUUGCCAAAAUACCCAGAAACUUACAAGUUUAAACGUACAAACAAUCAGUUCUGUGUAUCAUCAACUAGAGAAUAGCCAGUUAGGGUUGUCAAGUAAAAGAACCCCAGCAAGGAGUAGACUAGCAGAGUAUCAUGUGGAUAAAGAGGAAGUUGAUUAUAUAAGAAAAGAUUUGAAAAUAAUAAGGAAAUUCCCCCAGUAUUUGAACUUGUUUAGGAAUCAUUUACUUAAGUUGUGUCGUUCAGAGGACUCGAAAAUGGUGAAAGAAGAACUACAAGAGUUGUUAUAUAUCACGGAAGGUCUGUUUUAGUGAUUAUAAAGGAUAUCAGGGGUGUAAGUUAAAUUGUCCAGCAGUUGUAACUAAUGUCGCCAAAUGACAUAAACUGUGUUGGGGUGACGUAAAACCCAAUCAAACAAACAAAAAAGCAGUUGUAAGAACUUGACCAGUAAGAUUUUACAUUUUAGUCAUUCAUUCAACUUGAAUCUGCCGAAUGUUUAAAAUGGAUUUGUCCAACUUCAAUUUUGGAACUGUCCAUUAUAAUUUUUAGGGAUAUAAAGAUGAUAAUAUAAAAUUGGUCAGCCAACAGUAUAGAGACUGGUCAGACUUCACUGAUGUGCAGGCUGGCCUGACUUUAUUCUGGUGGCAAAGACACUUAGUUCCAGCAGUGGGAGGGUUAUCAAAUGUUAAAAGAACAAAAAAUAAUUAGCAAACACAUACUUUCUUCGUGUGUUCUAAAUUUUGCUUAAUUUAAAUCUUAAACACGCAUCAAGUGACAUUAAAAUGAUACAUUGAGGACAUUAAUUACUUUGACUAUAGAAUGUUAAACUAAGGACAUUUUCUUUUUCGCUUUAAAGAAAGUAUGUAUUGCAUCUGGAGCCUUUAAAAAAGUAUAUUUAUAUAUCUUACAUGCCCAUUUGAUAAGUUUGGAAAAUUACACACCUCCCAAUAAUGAUACAAGAGUUUACUGUUGUACCUAAAAAUUUAUAUUCAGUAAAUAAUAUCUUUUUAAACUAUAAGUGCCCAUAAUCUGUAGUAUAGAUUGUGAUCAUGCCUGAUUAUAAAGAUGUAUGUCUGAAUAUAGACCUUUUUACACUAGGAUAUUUCCUGAGAUUUGGAAGUACAAGUAUCAUUUCCACAUGCAUAUUCUGCAUAGGGCAAAAAGCUAUAUUGAAAGUGUAAAUUUUAUCAGUAUUAUAUGGUAUAGUGCUUUGUAUACAAGUAUAUUUUUUUAGCAUACAUGCAUAUUUGAUAAAUAGGGAAAAUUUUCCCUAAUAAACUUAAAGGAUGAAAUUUUAUUAUUUGUGAGGAUUAACUAAAAGUUUAGAAGCAAGUAUUUUGAUAAUAAAAGAUGCACUAGAUAUCAGUAAUUAAUUUGAACCUUCUAAAUUUAUGGGCCAUAUUAAAAUGGAAGACACUCAUGCAUUCGAUUAUGACAUAAAAACAAGCAAAAAAAAAAAUUAAACCAUCAAUAUUGUAAGUUUACACUUUUGAUAU
Ruditapes philippinarum (Manila clam) is the source of this 5716-nucleotide messenger RNA. RefSeq lists its product as uncharacterized. Bases 77 to 4531 code for a protein of 1484 amino acids. Lineage: Eukaryota; Metazoa; Mollusca; Bivalvia; Venerida; Veneridae. The transcript has 22 exons. The record is from RefSeq and is a predicted model, not a curated record. Gene Ontology annotation, biological process: positive regulation of double-strand break repair. Gene Ontology annotation, molecular function: protein binding.